Myzus persicae (green peach aphid) is the source of this 1068-nucleotide messenger RNA. RefSeq lists its product as uncharacterized. The coding region runs from base 231 to 860 and encodes 209 amino acids. The record is from RefSeq and is a predicted model, not a curated record. NCBI's taxonomy places the organism in Eukaryota, Metazoa, Arthropoda, Insecta, Hemiptera, Aphididae. The transcript has 7 exons.
CAUUUUGGCCGUGAGCAUUCGAGGGAUCGAUCGGUUUUUCUCCGAUCAUUGUCGAGAGCGUUGGGUCAUUUGUGAUUUUUCAAUCGAGUUUAAUCUUAAAUUUUUUUAUUUUAUGAAUUUCUAUCCGAUUUACUAAAACAUUUUUGAAUAAUAAUUAUUUACUUAUCUGGCGGACUUUUUCAGCAGAUAGUUAUUUAUAACUAUUACAGAAAACUGCAGCAAUCAUCAAUAUGCUGAAACUAUUCUUCGUAAUCGCUACUUUUAUGACGUUGGCUCAAUCCCAGAUUGCGGUCGAAUGGAUCUGCAAAGAUACCAAUUCAAUGGGAAAUUGCACUACCAUACCUAAGCUUACAGACUUGCUCCAAAUUAUCUCUGAUAAUAGCGAUAAUUACGAAUUUACAGACUCACACUAUUGCCCAUUCAGCAUCGUUGAACGGUACGCCAAGUGUAUGAAGUCGUACGUGGAUAGCUGUAAGCCGUAUAUGGUCGACGAGGUACAAAAUAUUUUCCUCAAUUAUAUGCCAAAGAUUGAGGAUGCCGAAACUCUGUGCACCAAAGGCCGUGCUUACAAAAAGGAAUUCAGAGAACACUCAACAUGUACGAAAGCAUUCUUAACAGCCGACGACGACUGGGAGCAAUAUCUUCAAAUUAUAAUUUGGAAAUACGGACAGUCAAUAGAUGACAUGGACGCCAUUCAGCGAUGCAAAAUGGUCAGCAUUUUUUGGCAAGUGACGUCCACGAACAUUCGUAAAAAAUGUGGAGCGAAAACCGAAAAGUUUUCCCGCCAAUUACUCAGCAACAUGUGGCCCUUAACGUUGUAUACGAAACUAUGCAGUCAAGUGGCAGCUGCUGGACCAUGAGGCGAUGUACGCAGUCCAAAUCAAUUAUUUCGAAGUAUCUAUGAUGGAUGCAAGCCACAGCUUUUCAAGUUUAUAUAAUCACAUUAUCACUUAUCAAUUUUCAAAUUAUUAACUCGAAUUUAAUUGUACUUUUUUUUUCAACUUACUUUUUUUCCAUUUUAAUAAAAUUACAUAAUGCGUUUGAAAAUAUACUGACUAAGAUACAUUA